CAAUCCCAAGAGCAACAAUGGCACCUAAGAAACCAACAAGUGGAAGGAGCAGUACUGGCAGUAAGGGGAAAGUCAAGAAGACUCGGUCACCUACACCUCAGGAAAAGCCUGGUCACCCUGAUGAUGUCUUCCCCCUGGUCCUCACAUCAGCCACUCAGGAGCUCUUUGGUUGCCGCACUGAUGAGGAUGUCACAGUGGAGAGCCCGCACAAGCUGCUGAAAAAAGACGACAUCAUACACGACAUUAAGACAAGAGCAGCAGUGUCCGAUUUCAGCCCUGUGAAGCAGAUUGUGCUGGACUAUCCGGAGGAAGAGAUCUUGCUGGUUUUUGACAGAGACUUCACUUAUGGUCAGAGCUUCUACCUGGUUGUGACACCAGAAGCCAAGGACAGAAUAUUCUGUGUUCUGCAGCCCCCAGAGCCGGAAACACCAGAAGUAUUUGAGAAUGAAGUCAGUGAAACCCCACAUCCAAAGCACUGGAUAUCUUUUGGCAGUGAGCAGGAAAUAGAUGACGAAUCUGUCACAGAGACCAGAAAAAAGGUAUGUUAUAAGUUCUCCAGAAUGCGGAAGAAGUUUGGGAGGCCAGUCUGUUUUUCUGACCUCAACGCUGCAGAUGCUAAGGAUAGCUGUGUGGAGUGUGCUUCCUACAAAGACAGCAGAUUCAGCAUCAAGCAGAUGCAGAGGGACUGCGGGAUGCAGGCUGUUCCUAGGCUGCAGAGCAGCAGUGCCCAGACGCAGUGGAAGUUUCACAAGAAUGUCUGUACCCAGUACUAUCCACAAGAGUUACAUGAGGAGGAAAUUAACAGCAUCCUCCAGUCUGAGAGUCUGAUGAAUUUUCUCAGCUCAGCAACCUCCAGGGUCUUACAUGCCCUCCAGCAGGAAGAGAUUUUGAAUAUGCUCUUGGAUGACUGGAAGGCUUUGGGGACAUUAGCUGAAGCUGGUGACUCAAAGGUUUCUGAAGAUUUGAUGCUUCAUCAUGCCUUCACAGACCAGAAGUACACGAAGGACAAGAAAGUCAGCAGUGUUAACUGGCACCCUACCAUCCUCGGUGUGAUCGCAGUGGCUUUGACAGACAAAAAGAAGAUGCAGUUGGACGAGUCCACUACGAUGACCGUCAGACAUGCUUUUAUUGUUUUCUACAGCUUCUCUGACCCCGCUAAUGCUCAGUUGCUGCUGGAGUGCCCAGAUGACAUUCUUGCCUUUGAGUUCUGCCCAUCUAAUCCAAACAUUAUUGUUGGCGGCUGCGUGAAUGGCCAGGUUGUGUUGUGGGACAUUUCUGCUUACAUCACACACUUACAGGGAACACAGCCUGGUGAUAAAAAGGCCACCACUGACACAUUCGACCUUGAUGACAAUAAGGGGAGUAAGACUCCAGUCGUGCGCUACUGUGCAGUGUCUGCCUUGGAAAGCAGGCACAAAGCCCCAAUUACUGAUGUCCAGUGGCUGCCACAAACAUUUGAGGUGACCAGGAAGGGUGUACUGGUGGAGAACAUGUACAACGUUUCUGUUCAGGUCGUCACCUGCUCCCCUGACUGCACUGUAAUGAUCUGGGAUGUACGAGUUCCAAAACCGCUGAACCAAUCACUGUCAGACAGGCAGCAGAAUGUGGAUCAGAAGACACCGAUUACACCCUACAUCGUCCCUGAAACUUUCAAACACCUGGACCGGACAUGGAAACCACUGCUGAGGGUUUCCGUGCCAAAGAUCAAUACUAGUGGAGAAUAUGCUCCAUUGAAGUUCAGCCUAGAACAUUACACCUCUAAUAGCAAUACAGGGAGGAACUCAGCUAAGGAAAACGAUGGCACAGAGGACCUCCCAGACUACAGCCAGCUCAGAGCUCCCUCAGCCAAAACACCUCCAGCUCUGGAAGACGCCAUUACCAAGCUCUGUAUUGGAACGGAGGAUGGGGAGAUUGUUUUCACUGACUGGAAACUGGAGAAAGAGGGCUCUGGACAGUACAUUGCCAAACCCCUCCUCUGUUUUAGAAUGCAUCACUGGUUUGUGAACACAAUACAGCGAUCGCCCUUCUUCAGAGACAUUAUCUUGAUGACAGGAGGCUGGAACUUUGCCAUUUGGAAGGAGGAUGUCAUGGAGGGCCCCAUUGUCGUGUCACCAAGUUCUGAGCAGAAGUGCACCGUUGGAUGCUGGUCCCUGUCCCGACCAGCCGUUUUCUUCAUUGGGAAAGACGAUGGCAGUAUUGAGGUGUGGAACCUGCUGGAAAACACCAGUGAACCUGCACAUGUCCAUGCACACGUCACCAGCGCCAAGAUUACCUGCAUCAAACCCUGGACCGUGUCCCCCAAGCUGCACGUCCUGGCUUUGACUGACGACCUUGGAAUGCUCCGUGUUUUUGAAAUCCCAAAGACGCUCCACAUUCCCUUCAGGACAGAGAGUUCUCAUGUGACAAAAUACUUUGAACUGGAGGAAGACAGGCUGAAGGAUUAUUUGAAAAGGAACGAACUGUGGGUGAAAGAAAAAAAGAAGGCAGAGGAACUUAAGAAGAAAACGGAGCCUGACAAACCAGUCAAAAUCCAGCAGGACAUCGAAAAGGAAAACACGGCGAAGUACAAUGAGUACCUAAAGCUGGAAGAGAAGCUCCUGAAGAGCGUGGGCCUGUGGCCAGCUGCUGCAGGCACUAAGGAUACCUAG
Stegastes partitus (bicolor damselfish) is the source of this 2648-nucleotide messenger RNA. It is a transcript of the gene dnai3, whose product is annotated as dynein axonemal intermediate chain 3. Lineage: Eukaryota; Metazoa; Chordata; Actinopteri; Pomacentridae. Gene Ontology annotation, biological process: inner dynein arm assembly; cilium movement involved in cell motility. The record is from RefSeq and is a predicted model, not a curated record. Gene Ontology annotation, molecular function: dynein light chain binding; dynein heavy chain binding. The coding region runs from base 18 to 2648 and encodes 876 amino acids. The transcript is spliced from 22 exons. Gene Ontology annotation, cellular component: inner dynein arm.